Messenger RNA from Herpailurus yagouaroundi (jaguarundi), 5454 nucleotides. It is a transcript of the gene CACNA2D4, whose product is annotated as calcium voltage-gated channel auxiliary subunit alpha2delta 4. The transcript has 30 exons. Gene Ontology annotation, cellular component: voltage-gated calcium channel complex. The record is from RefSeq and is a predicted model, not a curated record. Lineage: Eukaryota; Metazoa; Chordata; Mammalia; Carnivora; Felidae. Gene Ontology annotation, molecular function: voltage-gated calcium channel activity. Bases 256 to 3078 code for a protein of 940 amino acids.
ACCAUCAGCCCCCUCUUGGAGCCUGCUGGUCAGGUGGGGCGGCUCCUCUGUGCACUGUUCUCUGUGGGCAGAGAGAAACCCCCGCCCUUGCCAAGCGUUGCAGCCAAGACAAGACAAAGCUGGGAACCCCAGGCUUGCCAGGAAGGCAGAAGGCCUGGGGCUGUCCCAAGGAUCUAGGUGACAGGCAGACGGAGCUGGCGGUUGGAGACUGCUCUCUUCUCUCCCUGCCUUCACCCCGAGCCCAGCAGAGACACCAUGCCAGGACUCCCCAGGUUCCACUUAGACACCAGCGCCCCCCACAGCAGGAGGCCCUGCCACCAAUGGCCAGGGUCCUGGGCCUCCUUGCAGAAGACCGUGGUCAUCCUGUGCCUGCUACUCUCCAGUACCUCCCUGUCCCCCACACACGCGCAGACCGAGAUUCCUCUGGAAACAGUGAAGCUGUGGGCAGACACCUUCGGCAGGGACCUAUAUGACACGGUGACCAAAUACUCGGGCUCUCUCUUGCUGCAGAAGAAAUACAAGGAUGUGGAAUCCAGUCUGAGGAUCAAGGAGGUGGAUGGCUUGGAGCUGGUGAGGAAGUUCUCAGAGGACAUGGAAACCAUGCUACGCAGGAAGGUGGAGGCUGUCAAGAAUCUGGUAGAGGCUGCUGAGGAGGCUGACCUGAACCAUGAAUUCAAUGAAUCGCUGGUGUUUAACUAUUACAACUCUGUCCUGAUCAACGAGAGGGAUGAGAAUGGCAAUUACGUGGAGCUGGGGGCUGAGUUUGUCCUUGAAUCCAAUGCGCACUUCAGCAACCUGAUGGUGAACACCUCCAUCAGCAGCGUGCAGCUGCCCACGAACGUGUACAACAAAGACCCAGACAUUUUAAAUGGAGUCUACAUGUCUGAAGCUUUGAACACGGUUUUUGUGGAGAAUUUCCAAAGAGACCCGACACUGACAUGGCAAUAUUUUGGCAGCUCCACUGGAUUCUUCAGGAUCUAUCCAGGCAUCAAAUGGACGCCUGAUGAGAAUGGAGUCAUUGCCUUUGACUGCAGAAAUCGUGGCUGGUAUAUACAAGCUGCUACUUCUCCCAAGGACAUAGUGAUUGUAGUGGAUACGAGUGGCAGCAUGAAGGGGCUGCGGAUGACUAUCGCCAAGCACACCAUCUCCACCAUCCUGGACACACUGGGGGAGAAUGAUUUUGUUAAUAUCAUUGCGUACAGUGACUACAUCCAUUACCUCGAGCCUUGUUUUAAAGGGAUCCUUGUCCAGGCAGAUCGGGACAAUCGCGAGCAUUUCAAACAGCUUGUAGAUGAGCUGAUGGUCAAGGGUGUGGGGGUCGUGAACCAAGCCUUGACUGAAGCCUUCCAGAUCCUGAAGCAGUUCCAAGAGGCCCGGCAAGGAAGCCUCUGCAACCAGGCCAUCAUGCUAAUCACCGAUGGGGCUGUGGAAGACUAUGAGCCAGUAUUUGAGAAGUACAACUGGCCUGACCGCAAGGUUCGAGUUUUCACUUAUCUGAUUGGAAGAGAAGUGACUUUUGCUGACCGCAUGAAGUGGAUUGCAUGCAACAACAAAGGCUACUAUACACAGAUCUCCACACUGGCAGAUGCACAGGAGAACGUGAUGGAGUACCUGCACGUGCUCAGCCGCCCCAUGGUCAUCAACCAUGACCAUGACAUCACCUGGACAGAAGCCUACAUGGACAGCAAGUUAUUCACUACACAGGCACAGAGCUUGAUGCUCCUCACCACUGUGGCCAUGCCAGUCUUCAGCAAGAAGAAUGAAACGCGAUCCCAUGGCAUUCUUCUGGGUGUGGUGGGCUCUGAUGUGGCCCUGAGAGAGCUGAUGAAACUGGCACCCCGGUACAAGCUCGGAGUGCAUGGAUAUGCCUUUUUGAACACUAACAAUGGCUACAUUCUCUCACAUCCUGACCUCCGACCCCUGUACAGAGACGGGAAGAAACUCAAACCCAAACCUAACUACAACAGCGUGGAUCUCUCUGAAGUGGAGUGGGAAGACCGAGCUGAAACCCUGAGAACAGCCAUGAUCAAUGGGGAAACAGGGUCUCUCUCUAUGGACGUGAAGGUUCCACUGGACAAAGGGAAGAGAGUUCUUUUCCUGACCAAUGACUACUUCUUCACAGACAUCAGUGACACACCUUUCAGCCUGGGAGUGGUGCUGUCCAGGGGCCAUGGAGAGUACAUCCUCCUGGGGAACACAACUGUGGAAGAAGGCCUGCAUGACUUGCUUCACCCAGAUCUGACCCUAGCCAGUGACUGGAUCUACUGCAUCACAGAUAUCGACCCAGACCAUCGGAAGCUCAGCCAGCUGGAGGCCAUAGUCCGCUUCCUGACAGGGGAGGACCCAGAUCUGGAGUGCGAUGAGGAGCUGGUGCGGGAGGUACUGCUUGAUGCGGUGGUGACGGCCCCCAUGGAAGCCUACUGGACAGCGAUGGCUCUCAACACCUCUGACGAGUCCGAGCAGGUGGUGGACAUGGCAUUCCUGGGCACCCGGGCUGGCCUCCUCAGAAGCAGCUUAUUUGUAGGCUCCGAGAAGGUUUCCGACAAAAAGUUCCUGACUCCUGAGGAUGAAGCCAGCAUAUUCACCAUGGACCACUUCCCUCUGUGGUAUCGACAGGCUGCUGAGCAUCCUGCUGGCAGCUUUGUCUUCAAUCUUCGAUCAGCAGAGGCACCAGAAAGUCCAGGCCAGCCAAUGGUAGUAACAGCGAGCACUGCUGUGGCCGUGACGGUGGACAAGAAGACAGCUAUCGCUGCAGCGGUGGGAGUCCAAAUGAGGCUGGAGUUCCUACAACGCACGUUCUGGGCAGCGACCCGGCAGUGCGGCACUGUGGAGGGGCCAUGCCCAGAGAGCUGCCAGGACAGUCUCCUGGACUGCUUCGUCAUCGACAACAACGGGUUCAUCCUGAUCUCAGAGAGGUCCCAGGAGGACAGCUCACAACAUGGCAACUUGGUUCAUCAGAGUGAGCAAGCCAAGAAGAGCCAGAGACAGAGAGAGGGAGAACAAGGUGGAAGUCACUGUCUCCAGGAACCUAGUUUCAGAUGCGACAUCCCAUCACUUUUACUAUAUUUUAUUCACUAGAAGCAAGUUACUACAUCCAACCUACCAAGGAACCAUUACAGAAGUGUUCUACCAUAAAUCCCUUCCCCUUCCCCAAACACACCCAAGUGCUGUCAAGGACCACAUGGUCUGGCCCCUCCUCCAACUCAUUCAUUUCCCCCCCUUUUACUCCUAAGCCUCCAAGUGUUGGGGGGCAGGGGUACUGGAAGCAGCGGCAGCAGAAAUACAAGUUAACAGAAAUACAAGUUCUCGGGCCCUACCCAGACUAAGGGAAUCAGAAAGUCUGGGGUGGGGCCCACCAACUGCGAUGUGACAAGGCCUCUGAUGAUUCUGAUGUGUGAUAAAGUCUGAGAGCCACUUCCCAGGCCUUAAUGCCAGCUGCUGUUGAUCUGGAUGCACUUUCCCAACUGGGCUAAUGUGCCAGAAGGUCCAGACUACUCCUUGUCCCUGCUGAGGUCCAUCCAGGGACCGGAGGAGAGAAGACUGUCACUGCUCUGGAUGCAAAGAUUCUUCCCAAAGUCCCUCCCAGCCCUUCCUCACUGCGGCCCUCCUGCCCAGCAAAUAAUGUGAGUGCAGUGCCCAAAGGCACCAUCUGUGGUCUGCCUGAGGGAGGGGCAGCCUGAAUCUCUCCUGGCCCUGGUGGUGUUCCAGUCCUGCUGAUUAGACAUUUGGUCCCACUGAGCCUCUCUUCCAGCUCAGGGCUCAUUCUUUUAAUAAAGAACUACAGAUGACAGGAUUACAGCCCUCUGUUGGGGCCUAGAAAGAGAAGCAGACAGCUGGGGCCAAGAAAGUGACAACAGCUCUAUAGAUCUUUGUAAUGUUUACAGUGGAUCUGUCACCCUGGAUUUGGGGACUCCAAGUCCUGUCAUUUGCCUGUGGGUAGCACCCACACAGGAGAGCUUCAAAGUGGACCUCAAAGGAACAGCAAAGGUAAAAAAUUAGAUGCCCCAUCAUGAUGUCUUUCCCUGAGGACUUGAAUCUCUCAGAAGGAAUGCGCCCCUCUACCCCCAGCCCAAAAUGCUGAGCUUGUCCUCAGACCAGGGCCUCUGAUGUGCCUGUCUUGAGACUCAGCUCCUGUUUUCCUUGGCUUCCCCUUCUCCUUCCCUGCCUUCCUACACACCUACCAAGCAAGUGCCCCCCACUGUCUUCCAGUCAUACUCCCAGUGCAGUGGGUACGGUGGACACAGUGCAGGAGAAACCUCCAGCCUCCCUGCCUGGCUCAUGCUUCUGACCGUGCCGCUCCAGCCCCCAUCCCUCACCACCUGCCUCAGCACAUCCCAGGCUCCCCCAGGCUCUGGCAGCAGAGCCUUCCUGGGGUCAAGGCAGCCUCAUUUGGGCAGCUCAGGCUGGGUGUCUCUAGAGAAAAAUUCAGCUGGCCACCUGCCCCAGAGAUGACCCAUCACAGCAGAGGACCUCUGGGUGCCUCUUUCCAAAGUGGUGCUAAUGGCCACUCCUCCACAUGCUUCCCUGGUCCCACUGUGGGGCCAAAGGCACUUGUCAAGAGACUGAGAAGCUCAGAGGAAACAGGCAGGGCUGUACAGUAGUAAGGAACAAAAAGAAAUUGGUCCUCAUGAGGAGCCACACACAGUGACUUCACUCUGGUAACUCAUUUAAUCCUCACACCCCUUAAUUUUUUAGAGAAGAAACUGAGGCUGUCCCUGGGUAAAAGGCUGUGAGACAUUUGCCCCAUUCCAGAGUCAAGGGCUCCCCCACUCAUCCUCUGGCCUCCCUUCCCUCUGGGGAUAGUAGCUUCACACAGGCAUGCAAAUUAGCCUAUGCACAGGGCUGCUGCUCAGUCAGCAGGAAUACUCAUCAGUUCUGCCCCCUCUGCCACCACCUGCCCCAUCUGCUUCCUGCUCGAGGCCCUGGGUGGUACCUCGCAGGACCCCAUCUCACUCCUGCCUCAUAACAGACAGGAAACACAGAAAGCCCCAGGCCCUUUGGAUGCAGUCCCAGAGCUCAGGCAGUCCAAAGGACAUUGCUUAUCUUUGGACUGCCCCCUGUACACAAGUGGAGCCCUGACCUGCUGUGAGCAAACCUAGAUGGCAUGGGGACCUGGAGCUUCCAGAGACCCUGUACUGUGCUGUGGGUGGACAGAGGCAGGAGACCCUGUGCUGUGCUGUGCUGUGCUGUGCUUUGGGUGCUAUGCCACAGUCAGUCUGGGGGACCUAAACUGACAAGGGUACUCAAGUUUGAGUGUUUCAACUUGGGCUUUGCAGGGUCAGGAACUAAAUCAGUUUACCUAUUUGAGGCAUCGAUUCACUCUGAUGAAGCUCAAAUGAAACUAUCAGCACAGAAUAGUGUUCUGCUGUCAGCAAUAGUGCCCCCACUACAGUGUUUUUUAUGUGGUUUUUUUUUUUUAACUUAUUUUUGAGAGCAGAGGAGGGGCAGAGAGAC